Molecule: messenger RNA, 1205 nt
Organism: Megalobrama amblycephala (Wuchang bream)
Lineage: Eukaryota; Metazoa; Chordata; Actinopteri; Cypriniformes; Xenocyprididae
Product: GTPase IMAP family member 9-like
Exons: 1
Coding region: 357-1205 (282 amino acids)
Molecular function (GO): GTP binding
Source: RefSeq, a predicted model, not a curated record
GAUCUAGAAAGUGUUAACAACGGUACAAAGUUUCAUGUCAUUUGGACAAAGAGAAUAUUUUUUUUUAUUUGAGCAAACGUCGUUUGGGGUCUAAAAAGACCCCAAAGACCCUAUAAGGGCUAGAGGACCCUGUGGAAAAUGAGGAAGAGAUCCUGUAUUUUAUUAAGUGUUUAUUAGGUGCUGAAGUUCAGAAGUACAUCAUGAUUCUGUUCACACGUGGAGAUCUGCUGGAGGAACUGGAUGAACCGCAGACUAUUGAUGAAAAUCUACAAAACCAUGCAGAUCAUAUUCAAACUCUUUAAUGUCAAUGCAACACUGAUCAAAAAAAUGCAGUUGAGAUUUAAAACAGCACAUUUAUGUGCUUUGAUUUUUCUGUUGUAGUUUCAGGAGAGAAACCAGCUGAAGAUCCAGAUGAGAUUGAUGUGAUUCCUGAGAGAAAAGACCAGAUCAGGCUGGUUCUGCUUGGAAAAACUGGAUCUGGGAAAAGUGCAACUGGAAACACCAUCAUCGGCAGAAACGUGUUUCAGUCCUUCACAAGCUCAAUCUCUCAAACGAAACAGUGCAGUUUAGAAACUACAGUGAGGUUUGGUAAGAAGAUCUCAGUGAUUGACACACCUGGACUUUAUGAUAAUGUACUCAGUGAGGAGGAUGUUAUAAAAGAAACAGUUAAAUGUGUAACGUUCGCUUCUCCUGGACCACACGCUUUUAUUAUUGUGAUUAAAGUGGGUCGAUUCACUGAGGAGAAUAAAAAAACAGUGGAGAAACUUAAAGAAGCAUUUGGAGAACAGAUACUAAAAUACACCAUGAUCAUCUUCACUCACAAAGAUCAGUUAAAGAAAGACAAUAAAACCAUUAACCAGUUUCUACAGGAAAGUGAUCCAGAUCUUAAAAAACUUGUACAGAGUUGUGGAAACCGAUUCAUAUGUCUGGAUAACAACGUUGCCAGUUUCCCACAGUUCAAAGAUCUGAUCAGUAAAAUAGAGACGAUGGUGGCAGAAAAUGGAGGGACGCACUUCAAAAAUGAUAUGUUUGAUGAAGCAGAGAAAUACAUUCAGGAGAUUCAGAAAAGUAACCUGCUUGAAAAAGUGAAGCAGUACAAACAGGAGCACAAAACAGCCAAUGCAACAGAAUGGAAAAAGAUAUACUGUCAUUUGGCAGAAGAGUGUCGACGUGAUGCUCUGAAGGUCAUUGUUGCUAAUGCAUAA